AUGGGCACAACACUCCUGUUGUUGUUGACGAUCAGUAUGCUGUGGCCGACGGCUCAUGGGUUGCUGAUUCCUCAAUCCCAUGUCACUACGUCAUCUUCCACUACAUCUACAUGUAGUACUCGGCUGUGGGCCAAAAUGCCAUGGGACAAUAUGAUGGACGACGUGUUUGCCAAAAUGACGACCCCGAGCAACAAUAACAAUAACAACAUGCCAACUACUGAUAGUACUACUGAUAGUAGUAACAACGACGAGCUCAUGUUGGAAUUGGAAGAUCAAUCGGAUGUAGUAUUGGGCUUGCAAAUUGCCUUGGACGAAUUGGAAUUGAUUUUGGACAAGAAACAAGCCGAAUUGGAAAACAAGCAAGACACCUGGAGUCAAGAAAAGACGGGACUCAUUGCACAGAUUGCGUCGUUGACAUCGUCUAUUACGCAAUUUCAAUCCGCACAAGAAGAAGAUGAGGACGAACGAGACGAACAAGAAGCAGCCGCAGCCGAUGUCCAACGAGAAAUGGAACGAUUGCAACGCGAAUUGCGACUCUUGCAAAAUCAAAAACAAAAAGUCGCACUCCGCAUGGAACAAGAAAAGGAACGCAAUGAUGCAUUACAACAACGCGUCAACAAGGCCAAUGAUGCACUCGAAUAUGAACAAAUGCUCUUUUACAAGGACAAGAAACAAUUCCAAGAACGACUUUCUGCACAACAGGCCGAGUUGCGAGGAAUGCAAUCCAAAUUGACACAACAAGAAGCAGCCUUUGAAACCACACAAACCGAAUUGGCAACAUCCGUACAAACGGAACAAAAUCGAUUGGAGACGACACGACAAGAAAUUCAAGAAUUGCGACAAGACUACGAACAAGGACAACGUGAGCUCAAACAACAAGUCGCCGCACAGGAAGUGACACUCCAACAAGCCCAACGAGAAUUGGAACGACAACGCAAACAAGCGGCACGCGAAAAACAACAACUCGAACAAGAAAUUGAAUUGGAUCAAUUACGAAUUGAUCAAAUGCAAACGACCAUGGAACAACAAGCCGACAAGUUUCAAAAUUGGGUCCAACCACAACUCGAACAAUCCUUACAAGAAGAAACACUCAAAGUCGAACAAUUGGAACGAAAAUUACAACGAGAACAAGAUCGAUUUCUCAUGGAAAAAACAUCGUUGGAAAGUCGCAUUGCCGCCGAACAAGAACGCUUGACAAUCGUCGCCAAACAAUUUGUACAAACACGCUCGGCACAAAAACAAAUUCGAAACGAAUUACAGCAAGAACAAGAAUUGAUGGCAGAACAACGAGCGACCGAUCGAGCACGCAUGGCACAGCGUUAUGCGACGUUGCGACAAUCCUUGUUGGAACGGGUGGAACGAGAAAAACGAGUGGGACGACAGGAACAACGCACGUUGUCGGACCGGUACCGGGCGCAAUUCUCCGAUAUGGAAAAUGCCAUGGCCACCAUUCAAGACCAAGUGGCCAAUGUCGUGACAUCCAACCACCAUCUGCAAGCAAGUGUGGCCGAUAUGCGAACUCAAGUCCAACGAGUCUAUAAGGAAACGCAAGAAUCGGAUCUGCGAUAUCAACGAGUGCUAGGGGAGCGAACGACGGAAAUUGGCACGUUAGAAAGCAAUAUUGAAGAUAUGAAAGUGACCAAUCAAGUACGAGGAGAAGAGAUUGAACGAAUGGAACACAGUUAUCGUGCCGUGGUCAAAUCGACUGUGGCGUUGACGGGACGACGAUUGAAUCGUCUCAAUCCGCUGCGGUUGAUCCGAAGGCGAGGUAAGAAUAGUAACUAA
Seminavis robusta is the source of this 1785-nucleotide messenger RNA. The record is from the annotation of a GenBank genome assembly. NCBI's taxonomy places the organism in Eukaryota, Bacillariophyta, Bacillariophyceae, Naviculales, Naviculaceae.